Molecule: messenger RNA, 3365 nt
Organism: Lates calcarifer (barramundi perch)
Lineage: Eukaryota; Metazoa; Chordata; Actinopteri; Centropomidae
Gene: slc9a8
Product: solute carrier family 9 member 8
Exons: 16
Coding region: 121-2079 (652 amino acids)
Biological process (GO): regulation of pH; sodium ion transport; proton transmembrane transport
Cellular component (GO): Golgi apparatus; membrane
Molecular function (GO): sodium:proton antiporter activity
Source: RefSeq, a predicted model, not a curated record
GAAUAUUCGACCAGGAAAUGGAGUCGUGAUGUCAACAGAUACUUGGAGCUAUCGACAUGGAACUGACUGUCUUUUUCAUUAGAAAACGCUGCUUUUAGGUUUAAACUGACUUAUUUUAGAAUGACAGGCGUUGGCCACAAAGUUUUGUUGCUGGCCGUAUUGCUGUUAUUCGUAAACCCAUGCGUGUUAGAGCGAGUCGAGAGAGAAAACUCGUUGGACCUGCAUGAGAGAGAUGACGACGGAGGAGAGUUGACACAGGAUACGAUUAAAAACCAGCAAGCAUUAACAAAACAUAAAACAGAAGAUGGACCCGAUUCAAAUGUCCUACAGAAAGAUGGACAGUCUGUCAGCAAGUACAAUGAUACUGAUACCUACAGCAAUGAGACCCUCCACUCUACCACACCUACUGCCAAGCCAACGACCCCGACACCCCCAACUGUCAAGCCCAUUUUGCCUGUGCAGACAGGGGUCAAGGCCCAAGAAGAAGAGCAGUCCAGCGGGUUGACCAUAUUCUUCAGUUUACUAGUUAUUGGUAUCUGCAUCAUAUUGGUGCACUUGCUCAUCAAGUUCAAGCUGCAUUUUCUUCCAGAGAGCGUGGCUGUUGUAUCCCUUGGGAUUCUAAUGGGAGGUUUCAUCAAGAUUAUUGAGUUCCAGGAACUAGCCAACUGGAAGGAGGAGGAAAUGUUCCGACCGAACAUGUUCUUCCUUUUGCUGCUGCCACCUAUCAUCUUUGAAUCUGGAUACUCUUUACACAAGGGGAACUUCUUCCAGAACAUUGGCUCCAUUACCCUCUUUGCUGUGAUUGGCACAGCUAUCUCUGCCUUCAUAGUCGGGGGAGGUAUCUAUUUCCUCGGGCAGGCUGACGUGAUCUAUAAGAUGACCAUGACUGAUAGCUUUGCCUUUGGCUCGUUGAUCUCAGCUGUGGACCCUGUAGCUACCAUCGCUAUAUUUAAUGCCCUCAAUGUGGACCCGGUCCUCAACAUGCUGGUGUUUGGUGAAAGCAUUCUCAAUGAUGCUGUCUCCAUUGUCCUCACCAACACUGCUGAGGGUUUCUUUUCCCGCUCAGACAACUCCAUGGUAACCGGCUGGGAGACUUUUUUGCAAGCAUUGGGUUAUUUUCUUAAAAUGUUUUUUGGAUCUGCUGCCCUGGGAACCCUCACAGGACUCAUCUCAGCUCUUUUUCUAAAACACUUCGAUCUGAGGAAGACUCCUUCCCUGGAGUUUGGUAUGAUGAUAAUCUUCGCAUACCUACCCUAUGGCCUGGCAGAGGGCAUCAAACUGUCUGGAAUUAUGUCUAUCCUGUUUGCGGGAAUUGUGAUGUCUCACUACACCCAUCACAACUUGUCUCCUGUCACCCAGAUCCUCAUGCAGCAGACACUGCGCACAGUGGCCUUCAUGUGUGAGACGUGUGUGUUUGCCUUCCUUGGUCUCUCCAUCUUCAGCUUCCCUCAUAACUUUGAAAUAUCCUUUGUCAUCUGGUGCAUCGUCCUGGUUCUUCUUGGCCGAGCGGUGAACAUCUUCCCACUGUCAUUCCUGUUGAACUUUUUCAGAGACCACAAGAUCACUCCCAAAAUGAUGUUCAUCAUGUGGUUUAGUGGUUUGAGAGGAGCUAUCCCCUACGCUUUGAGCCUUCAUCUGGGCCUGGAGCCCAUUGAGAAGCGGCAGCUGAUUGGCACCACCACCAUCAUCAUCGUACUCUUCACCAUCCUUCUCCUGGGGGGCGGUACCAUGCCACUCAUCCGCAUCAUGGACAUUGAGGAUAGCCAAUCGCGGCGUAAGAACAAGAAAGACAUCAAUCUCAGCAAGACAGAGAAAAUGGGUAAUACCAUUGAGUCAGAGCACCUAUCAGAACUGACGGAGGAGGAGUACGAGGCUCAGAUCUACCACAGACAAGAUCUAAAGGGCUUUAUGUGGCUUGAUGCUAAGUACCUUAACCCCUUCUUCACUCGCAGGCUUACCCAAGAGGACCUGUUACAUGGCCGGAUCCAGAUGAAGACCCUGACCAACAAGUGGUACGAAGAAGUUCGUCAGGGACCCUCAGGCUCUGAAGACGACGAGGAUGAAGCAGAACUUCUGUGAACUGAACAAACCCUUUCAGUUCAUAUGAAAACAAUGAACAGACGUGUCUCCUGGGCAGAGGGAGUGUAUGUGUGUCUGUCUGUCUGUCUCUGUGUGUGACUGCUUGUGUGUGUAAAGACAAACACUGUUCUCAGAGUCAGUCACAUGCACUUCUUGUUUGUUCACCUGUUUAGUUUAUGUGACAAAAGAGUUUCACUGAGUGCCCACUGUGGAUUUUCAGCACACAAAGUGGGCUGGAAUGUGUCAAACCUUAGUCCCAGUAAAACUGGAUUUGAAAAUUUUAACACUGGAUGAAGCAAAAAGAAAAAAAAUCUGUGAAAAAUUCUCUUCCUCACACGAAUGCUAUAUUGUUCGAGUUAAAGAAACUGAAAGGAUAUCUGAAUAAUUGUGUGCCCCUGUUCACUGCUGAACAGCACACAGGAAGUUUUGCUGAUUCUGAGAAACUUUUUCCAGGUGUUUCUUUUCUAAAAGUGAAGGGAAAUCAGAAGGGAAGCUGUGAGGGAAUUUUUUAAAUGUAAAGCAAUACUAGAGCACCUUUUCACAUUUUCCUCUUAACUUUUGUAUUGUCCGUUGCUAUGUGGCACUAACUUAUUUAAGUUCUGCUGAAAGGGGUGAGGGGGUGAAACAUUAUGUUGCUACAGGCUUAAUUCUUAAAAUGAGAUUUGUAACAAGCCACAGGUUCCUGCUUUGAAUAGCUCCUUGUCUCCACAUUAGUAUGCAUUAAUGAUUCUGAGUUCAUUUAUUAAAAGACACACAUAUUUCUACAUAUGUUAUGAAGAUAAAAUACAAGGAGUGAUGCAUGAGCUACCACUUCACCCUCCAGCAACUAGGCAACGAAGAGAAAUGAAGGAGAGAGUUAAAACUAGUGAAACAUGCUGGGUAAAACUAAUAAUUUUCAAAACAUGAAAUACCUAGCUUAUGGGAAAAUAAUUGUACUCUAAAAAAAUGGAAAUUGCUUUCAUUUUCAAGUAGUGUUCCAGUCUGGUUUCCCUAAAUUGACUUUUCUUUGUUUAUUUCCAUGUUCUGGUGAAGUUUCUGCCACUACACUCUGUAUAAAGUAGAACUUUAAAUGUUGCUUUUGUGAUUUUCACUAAGGGUUUCUAAUGAAAACAGGCACCAAUGAAUGUGUGGGUAACUUGGAAUAUGGUCUUAUGAAUGUUAAUGUAUUUUUUUUUUAUUUAUUUAUAAAUGUUUAUGUGCUGUUUGUGGGGUAAAAGCUUUUAUACAAGCUCUAUGAGCACUGCAGAAUUAUACAAAAAUAUCUAUAAUAAAUCAUUGACAUCCUA